Messenger RNA from Corticium candelabrum, 1168 nucleotides. RefSeq lists its product as uncharacterized. Lineage: Eukaryota; Metazoa; Porifera; Homoscleromorpha; Homosclerophorida; Plakinidae. Bases 278 to 1168 code for a protein of 296 amino acids. The transcript is spliced from 3 exons. The record is from RefSeq and is a predicted model, not a curated record.
GUUCCAUACCCAUUUUCUUGCGGCGCACUCACGUAGCAGAAAUAUGUGGGUGCACGAAGAAUUGCGUCUGGGUACAGAGUACGAGCUAAUGCGAAGAUUAUCGAUCACGUGUCCAUCUCGUGUUUGACUGACAACCUGACUGACAACUGUGAACUGCGCACUGUGUCGCUGCGUGGAACCGCGAGUUUGUAUUUCCCGUAUAUACGUUGCCACGUGCAGUGUUCGUGUCCUAGCGUGGGGUCGAUCGCAAACCGCUCAUUGUACUGUAAAGUCUGACAUGGCUUCCCGUAGUCGUCCUUCCAACCCUCAGUCUCAGACUCUCACGAAGUAUUUUGGCUCUGUGUCAAAGCGGCCUCGCUUGGAUGAGGAGGACAGACGACCGGACUCUACAAAGGUACCGGAUGAUGGAGGUGACGAUCUGCAUGGAGACAACAGUAGCUUACCAUCACUGGAAAGACCAGACGAUGCCACUUUUAUCCAUCCAGCUGUGUCUUCCGGAGAUUUUGCUAGAAUUGUACAGUUGAAGGAAGAACGAACUCUGACAGAUCAGGAAAAGUACCAUCUACUUACUAACCAUUUCCGGCCCAGCGCUACCUACCGCUUUCCAUCUGUUCUUUAUGGGAAGAAGAAGCGUGCAUUUCAACAUGACUGGCUUCACCAAUAUAACGGUCUUGUGUAUUCUGAGACAAUGCAGGGAAGCUACUGCAAAUACUGUGUCCUGUUUGGUCAAGCUGCGUACUCUGUGUACAGUUUUACCGGUACUCUGAUUAGUAAACCACUCACUAAUCUCCAGAAGGCCAGUGAGAAGCUGCGUAACCAUUUCAUUGGUGUCGGAGGGAGUUCAGCAAGGAAGUACCACUUACAAGCUGUUGAAAAGGCAGAGAAUUUUAAGGCUGUGAUGGAAAAGAAACAGUUGCCAGUUGACCAGCAACUUUCCAGCCUUCGAGCUCAGCGUAUUGCCAAAAACAGAGAAAUCCUAAGAUCUGUAGCAGAAACUGUUAUACUUUGUGGCAGGCAAGGGCUUGCUUUGAGAGGCCAUCGCGAUGAUUGGAAGUGGUUAGAGAAAACGCCAUACGCUAAUCACGGAAAUUCUCUUUUGACUCUGUGUACCCCGGGCCCCCGUUUAACUCCUGUAUCCGCGCUUGAGCUGUUUGACUCGCCCCCAUAG